UAGAGAAUGAAGGCUCUAGAAGGAGGGUUAAGGAAUACCCCUCAGGAACUCAAGCUUUGGGGGGGAAAAGGGCCUUGAAGGGAAAAGAAAGAUCACUGGACAAUAAAGAGGGCAGUGGAAAAAAGAAAGCCUGAGAGCAAACUGAAGGCUCCAAUUUGCUAGAGUUCUUAGCAGUCUUCAACAGUUUGCUUCAAGAACCCCCAAUCCACAGAGACCACAUGCUCAACAUGACACUCCACUCUCUGGCCUGGCUCCUCGUCUUAACCCUAAGUUUCGCCAGUCAGCCUGCCUGGCUAGAGAAGCCCCCAAAGCGUAAGACACCUGGCCAGCUCAAGGCUGCUGCCUGCUGCGAGGAAGCCAGGGAGCUCAAGGCCCAGAUUGCCAAUCUGACCAGCCUGCUGGGGGUGCUGAGCAAAAAGCAGGAGAGUGACUGGGUCAACGUAGUCAUGCAGGUGAUGGAGCUGGAGAGCCACACCAAGCAGAUGGCCACGCGCCUCACCGAAGCCGAGAGCAAGUUCUCCCAGCUGAAUAACCAGAUUGACAUGAUGCAGCUCCAGGCAGCCCAGACGGUCACGCAAACCUCAGCAGAUGCUGUCUAUGACUGUUCCUCACUCUACCAGAAGAAGUACCGCAUUUCUGGGGUGUAUAAGCUUCCUGCUGAUGAGUUUCUGGGAAGCCCUGAGCUUGAGGUAUUCUGUGAUAUGACAACCGCGGGUGGUGGCUGGACCAUAAUCCAGAGGCGGAAGAGCGGUCUCGUCUCUUUCCACCGUGACUGGAAGCAAUACAAAGCGGGCUUUGGCAACAUCCGUGGGGACUUCUGGCUUGGGAAUGAAAAUAUCUACCGGCUGUCCAGGCGCCCAACCACUCUGCGGAUUGAGAUGGAGGACUGGGAGGGUGACAUACGGUUUGCUGAGUACAGUCACUUCACCUUGAGUGAUGAGCUGAACAGUUAUCGAAUCUUUGUGGGGAACUACAGCGGUAAUGCAGGACGUGAUGCGCUCCUCUAUCAUAACAACACAGCCUUCAGCACCAAGGACAAGGACAAUGACAAGUGCUUGGACAAUUGUGUCCAACUCAGAAAAGGUGGAUACUGGUAUAAUUGCUGCACAGACUCCAACCUUAAUGGGAUUUAUUAUCGCCAUGGUGAGCACAACAAACACACGGAUGGUAUCACCUGGUAUGGCUGGCAUGGCUCUAGCUACUCCCUCAGGAAGGUAGAGAUGAAGAUCCGCCCUGAAGACUUCGAACCCUAAAAAGCAGCUUGCACUACGAGAGGGGUGCCGAAUCCUAGGAGACAAGUCUGAGGGUGGGCAAGGAGGUAGUGUGGUAGGGGUAGGGAUGGGAAAUCACUUGUAAUCAAGCACCAAUGAAGUCACUCAUCUCAUUGAGAAAAGCACAAACCUUUGUCGGGCUCAACCAAGCACCAGCAUUACACAAUCAGUACCAGCAGUGGGGACAGCAAAUAGAGAGACAUUUACUACUCUGAGGGCAUUCUUCUUAGUGGGUCAGAGCAGGCCCGAAGUCCCUGUGCCUUCGGACACAGCAGCAGCUCCAGAGGUCUCCUGUGGUUGGCCUCUUCCCACAUGGUUCUUGUUUCAGGAGAAAGUAACCCGGGAGUUCAUGCCUCAUACUUUCUCCAGGGCCAGGAUUAAAGUGAAGACAGAAAACAAAUCUCUUGCUAAAAUGAACUGUAUUAUUUCAAACCACAGGAGAGAUACUGAAGGUUGGAGGAAAGGGUGAGGGUGGCAAAGAGUUUCUAUUUCAAAACCCAAUGAAAUUGCUUUUGGUCUCCAGAUUCUUUAACAGAGUAAUUGCUCUGUUGAAGGUGAGCUAGCCCAUGUCUUAGCUGCUCAGAGGAAACUCCAGGGAAUUGGGCCUUGCAAUCAGAGCCUCAGCAUCUCACCUCCUUGCCCUCAAUCAUGGUAGAGUACAGAAAGGAAUGAGGUACAGGGAGUGAUUUCAGGUAGGAGUCAGAGAGAAGGAGGCAUAGGUCACUAUUAGAAGCUCUCACAAGACUAAGUGGGAAUGAGGGAACUGCUAGGUACACGGGCUGCUGGCAAGGAAUUUCACCACAGUCCAAUGAAAAACAGAGCACUCUGAGCCCAGAAAAUUAAUACUGAGAUUCAUUCUCAUUCUUUAGAACCAUGUAGCAGGAAUCAUAGUCAGAGAAUUUUAAAAUUAGUAGCAGACUGGGUUUUUUUUUUAGUAACUUAAAAUUCUACUAGAAGUCCAACAGUUAAAUGUUCCAUAAUGCCAGUUUUUCUAUCCUAUCCAAAACUGUCACUUAAAAAGUGUCUAGUGCAUGUGUGCUCACACACACACUCUCCUAGAGAAACAUAUUGCUUUGAUUUAGGACUUCACACUGCAGUGGAGCAAAGAACAAUACUAUCAAACAUAACCACCACGGUUACAAGCCAAGAAGAAUUACAGAACUUUGAUAGCAGAGAGAGAAAGAAAACUGAAGUCAAUGCACGGUACUUAAGUCAUUUGCAAAUAACAAGUCUGGUUCUUGGAUGCAGUCUUUGUUUUUAAUUUAAAUGUUAUUGGCUUAGAAACACUGCUAAGCAGUUAACAGGUCGAAAUAGCAGUAGUUUUUAUUAUCUUAGGUAGGCGGGGAUCUGAAGAAUGAAUUCAAGACUCCUUCAGAAAACAGACUCACUGCCUAAAAAUGUUCAUAGUUAAUAUAUCUAUUUUCGUUCAUUUUGUAAGAAAAGGGAUCAACUGGAGGCUUGACUCUAAUCACAGUAGCUGAAGGACAGAGAAGGGUGGCAUGAGGGCUCAUACCGUACAUAGGCACCUGACUUCGUAAAAACUUUGUUCUGUGUUUUACAUGUUCCAACAUUUUUCUGUUUCUGCAAUAAACUUUAAAA
Molecule: messenger RNA, 2870 nt
Organism: Phascolarctos cinereus (koala)
Lineage: Eukaryota; Metazoa; Chordata; Mammalia; Diprotodontia; Phascolarctidae
Gene: ANGPTL7
Product: angiopoietin like 7
Biological process (GO): blood coagulation
Source: RefSeq, a predicted model, not a curated record